AUGGUCGGUUCUUUUUUCCGUUUUCCAGACUUUUAAUCGCAUUUUCAGCAUCUUUUGACACUUUUUUACCUACUAAUAACUCUUCAUUUCUGCUUCUCCGCAUCCGUAAAGAUCGUCGGAAAGUUCGUGUGUAAUGGGAAUCCGUGGGUCGAUGAGACUGUGUCGAUUUACGAGUCAAACUACGGUAAGCUUUCAAGAAACAGUACAGGUUACUGUAGGUACGGUAGUUUCAGUACUGCCGGACAGUCUGCUCAACCAAAACGUCACCGAUCAAAAUGGAGAGUUCGUCGUGAACGCUUCUGGAGACGAUGUGGCUUGGACUUUCAAUAUCCGAUCUUCAAAAUUGCUCAUUUUCAGGUGUACCCCAUCCGUCCGUACGUCUAUCUGCCCAACUAUUGCAAUGCGGAAGUGGUACUAUCCGAAAGUUCACCGAACAUCUUCCCCAACUUUACAAGUAAUUCCAGUUUCUCGGCAAGGAAUGGGCGACGUACUUGCGCAUCAGAGUGCCCGAGUUCUACGUGGAUCGAGCCACCGACGAGGCUAGAUUCUUUAUGAAUUUAGGCACGAUCGAGUUGAACGGAGUGAGCACGGAGCAGAUGGGAUUCCAAAAGUUCACGGACUACAUCAGGAACUUUGCGGAGAGCCGAUCGGUCAAGGAAAAGGUCGAGAAGAAGCUGAAAAUGUCUGAAAUGUGA
Messenger RNA from Caenorhabditis sp. 36 PRJEB53466, 695 nucleotides. Lineage: Eukaryota; Metazoa; Nematoda; Chromadorea; Rhabditida; Rhabditidae. The record is from the annotation of a GenBank genome assembly.